AUGAGCAUGGACUCCUGUGUGUUGGAGGUCGCCUUUCAUCCUCUCUAUUACUAUAUCGACAAAAAUCCGGUUCUUCUGCCAAAGAAUGAUCAUCUCACUCGUCUGAUCAUCGAUGAUGCCCAUCUUUGUCUUCUGCACGCCGGUGCUCUCGCUACUCACUCGUUCAUUCGCCGACGUUAUUGGAUUUUGGACGGUGGUAAUGUGGUGCGUAAUCAUCUGCGCAAGUGCAAUAGAUGCUUUUCCUGCAAACCCCGUCCUCUAAUUCAACCAAUGGGCAAUCUUCCACCUGAGCGGCUAUCCUCUGCUGCGGCUUUUCUCACCACUGGCGUUGACUACGCAGGCCCAUUUUAUGUAACGAGUGCACGACUGCGUGGAGCCGUUAGCACCAAGGCAUAUCUAGUUGUCUUCAUCUGUUUCACUACCAAAGCGGUUCACCUAGAAUUGGCAUCUGAGCUGUCCACCCCAGCUUUCAUUGCUGCUUAUCGUCGCUUCGUUGCACUCCGAGGUCAUCCUGCCGUUAUCUUUUCGGACAACGGCACCAACUUCGUGGGUGCACAUAACUACUUCCGUGAUCUUGGCCGCUUAUUGUCCACAACAUCAGCACGUCUUUGUGACGCAGCCACGUCUUCCGGAACUGACUGGCGAUUCAUACCACCUUCCAGUCCUCACUUUGGCGGCCGUUGGGAAGCCGCUGUCAAAUCUGCUAGGCACCAUCUCACUCGCGUUAUCGGCAAGCAAAAACUCACUUACGAGGAGUUCCUUCCCUCUGACUUUGAACUAUCUUAA
Molecule: messenger RNA, 786 nt
Organism: Coccinella septempunctata (seven-spotted ladybird)
Lineage: Eukaryota; Metazoa; Arthropoda; Insecta; Coleoptera; Coccinellidae
Exons: 1
Coding region: 1-786 (261 amino acids)
Biological process (GO): DNA integration
Molecular function (GO): nucleic acid binding
Source: RefSeq, a predicted model, not a curated record